This is a messenger RNA of Paramuricea clavata, 2360 nucleotides long. NCBI's taxonomy places the organism in Eukaryota, Metazoa, Cnidaria, Anthozoa, Malacalcyonacea, Plexauridae. The record is from the annotation of a GenBank genome assembly.
UCAACAGUACAAGAAACAACAUUCAAAAAGGAUGUAUAAGGUGUUGGUCCUGUAGACCCGAUAGAUAUUAAUGGACGAGAAAGUUCGACAACACAAACGUUCUAUCAAGCAAAUAACAAAGAAUUAAAAAUGUGCAAAUAUUUGCGAUAUCCCGUCUAGUUAAUAAUUAAAACACACCAUGUACAAGCUAGUUACAUCAGAUACACUACGUAUUCAUAAUACUUCGAAAUUUCACAGUAUAGCUGGUUAUCUUUCGUGAGUAAAUGUGCUUGGGCAUAUUGUCUAUUUAGUUUAAGUUCAGUAUCGCUUUGUUGCUUGAGAAUAGCAGUUCAAUAUGUCUUCAAUCGUGACGAGUAUUCUAAGUUCAACCGUGGGUUUGUUGUGGAACAAGGCUCGUGACUCGACUGCGGCUAAGCUGAAGGACGGUGACAUUACAGAUGAAAAAAUUCGAGAGAUUGUCGUACGAGACUUGAACGACAUCAAGACAAAGCUCGAUGGUCUCGCACGUAAAGAUCUUCUCAGCAGCUACAAUUUCCUACAGGAAGGUGUGGAUUUCCUCAAUGCCUCUCUUCAAAAAUCAAAGCUCGACCAGAAAGCUUUGGCGAACGAAACUCUAGAUGAUCGAGGCGAGACAUCAACAAUGCCGAGUUGUGGUCAGUCUGGGAUCUUAAGCGAAGCUAUUGAACUUUCUCAAGCCAUGGGAAAGCUAAAAUGUAACUCAGACGAAAAGUAUGAAUCCGCCAAAGAACGAUUCAAAAAGGCCCGUGAGAGAGCAACCGAUGCUUUCUCUACUGAAACAUUAGUUCUCAAAGAUAAGAUCUUCGCAGCGAAGCUACGAAUAGUGUCCGAAAUGCUCGAAUGUCUUGAUCGUCCCGAAACCGCAAUAACGGGAUGUCUGUCGUUUUUGAAAAAGUUCCAUAGCUUACCUGCAAUCCAAGAGAUAUUCACGGUGUACCUCAACGGAGGAAUAAAGUCGAUGUUGAAUAAGAGCGAACGAGUCGAGAACGUAAAAUCAGUAAUGUUGAUUAAUUACGUGUUAUUUCAAUAUGUGUCGAAAUUCAGCAGUAAAUAUUCAUUUGACUUGCUCCUCAGCAUGCCAACAAUUGAACUUCCUGAUCGCAGUUUUUCCCCAAUGUUAGAUUGGCAGGAGGUUGCGACAAGAAAGUCUAUGGGGAAAGAACUGACCCAAUAUCCUAGUAAACGGACACUAAUUGAUGAAGAAAUUCGUCCGCUUGUAUGUGCUGUGAACAGUCAUGGGGACAUUAUUACUGUUUCUUAUUCUGACGAGAUCCUGGUUAUUUUUUUUAAGACAGGUGAAUGCAAGGUGGUUCAAUUACCAGAGCCCAGAGAAGGUAAAGUUAUCGAGCAACGCAAUAUUAAAGGAAUUGCUGUUGAUAACAACAGCGAUGUUUACGUUGUUGUACGGCUUACAAAUGGGGAUGUGAAAAAUUUCGUGUUGCAUGUAUUAGACGAGAACUACCAUGUAAAACACGACUCAUGCACGUUGGAUUUUAUGGACGCAAAUUUUGUGUGUCGGGUGAGCAUCGCUAUAAACAAAAACAAUAAUAUCAUCAUGAUCAAAGGAAGAGAUCCCCACGUGUAUAUAUGUGACAACACUGGGAAGUUGCAACACAAGUUUGAACAUGACUCAAGUGGGCGACCCAGCUUGGGUAUUUCCGAGCAGGAUAAAAUCAUCACAUCAUCAGGCGAUCUCGAGGCUAUGGUCACAUUCUCCGAGGAAGGAAAUCUGAAGUCGACAGUGAAACUACCAGAAGGUCACAAGAUCUUUGGAGUAGCGUAUCACUACGUCAUUCGUAAAAUAAUUGUUUUAACCCGUGUCGAGAAAAACAAUUCCUACUUCCUGCUGUGUUACACUGAAGCAGGCGAUCUGGAGACCUCGACGUUCUUCUGUAAGGAUAUUGACGAUGAAUUUAUAAAAAUCACGUCCCAUCCACGUGGUUCAGUUGCUGUUGUUAGGGAGAAAAGCAUCACCUUCAUUUAAGGGAACUGUCUAUGUUUGUACAUGCAGUGUGAACAAAACUUCUUCGAAAAACUUACAUGACACACUUAAGUAAUGAUUCUAAACUUAUUAACUAUAAUAUAUGCUAAUUGUAAACUGAGCUCACUGUGAGGUUUUAGUAAAAUCUGUGAUGCUGAUGGUGGAUCUGUGAGAGUUGGCAACUAUGCCCUAUAUACAUGUAUCGUAAUUUAUAUAUUCUUCACCAUUUAUUGAGUCAACGGCUGUUCCAAUGUACAUGUUUAUGUUGAAAUCAGUUUAAUAAAUGGUGUUGUGUUGGAGUUUACUACAGUUCUACGGCUCUGUAUUUUUAUCUGUAGGUUUUAUGGUACAACAGGGUCAU